Epithele typhae is the source of this 696-nucleotide messenger RNA. RefSeq lists its product as uncharacterized. The record is from RefSeq and is a predicted model, not a curated record. The transcript has 4 exons. Lineage: Eukaryota; Fungi; Basidiomycota; Agaricomycetes; Polyporales; Epitheliaceae. The coding region runs from base 1 to 696 and encodes 231 amino acids.
AUGCCUUACGUUCGCUCCCGCAAGUUCUGCUGCUGCCUGCCCGUCCGGUUCGGCGUCUUCUGCGAGGCGCUGCUCGGGCUCGGGCUCGGUGGGUUCGCCGCCAUCGCCGCGUUCCUCUCGAUCCAACAAGUCAUGGCCGGCAAGCUCCCCGACGUAUCGCACGACGAGCUGAUCGCGCUCUGGAUCGUGGCGGUCACGAUGACGCUCUUCGCGUUCACCGGUCUCAUGGGGCUGAUCGGCUCGAUCGGGCGCAUCCGCGGGCUGGUGUCGCUGUACGCGAGCGUGAUCACGUUCGUGACCGUCGCGAACGUCGUCGGCGGGAUCUACGUCAUCUACCAGCUCUUCCACGCCGCGGGCGCGGAGCAGGUCGCCAAGUGCGAGGCGGACGCGCAGGGCGGGAAGACGGACGUGAACCACUUCGUGUGCGACGAGGGCUUCAAGGUCGGCCGCACGGUCGCCAUCGUCGUCUACGUCAUCUUCUGGCUCAUCGAGAUCUACGGCUGCUUCAUCGCGUUCUGGUACGUGUCGCAGCUCACCGAGGAGAAGGACGCGGAGCUGCUCGCGAGCGCGGCGGAGAAGCAGACCGCCGCGAACGUCACCGUCGUCGCCCAGCCCGCGUACGCCUUCUCCCAGACGCCCAACGCCUACGCCCCGCCCACGACCACGUACGGCGAGUACCCCGCGAGCCGCGUCUAG